Messenger RNA from Rhizoctonia solani, 1029 nucleotides. Its product is annotated as ubiquitin family protein. The transcript has 5 exons. Bases 1 to 1029 code for a protein of 342 amino acids. The record is from RefSeq and is a predicted model, not a curated record. Lineage: Eukaryota; Fungi; Basidiomycota; Agaricomycetes; Cantharellales; Ceratobasidiaceae. Gene Ontology annotation, cellular component: nucleus; cytoplasm. Gene Ontology annotation, biological process: modification-dependent protein catabolic process; protein ubiquitination. Gene Ontology annotation, molecular function: ubiquitin protein ligase binding; protein tag activity.
AUGCAAAUCUUCGUCAAGACUCUCACUGGCAAGACGAUCACCCUCGAGGUCGAGUCGUCUGAUACCAUUGAUAACCGCUUGAUCUUUGCUGGAAAGCAGCUCGAAGACGGCCGCACCCUCUCGGACUACAACAUCCAGAAGGAGUCUACCCUUCACCUUGUCCUCCGUCUCCGUGGUGGCAUGCAGAUCUUUGUCAAGACCUUGACUGGGAAGACCAUUACCCUCGAGGUCGAGUCGUCUGACACUAUCGACAAUCAGCUCGAGGAUGGUCGCACCCUGUCUGACUACAACAUUCAGAAGGAAUCCACUCUCCACCUUGUGCUCCGCCUCCGUGGUGGUAUGCAGAUUUUCGUCAAGACUCUGACCGGAAAGACCAUCACUCUUGAAGUCGAGUCUUCUGAUACCAUUGACAAUGUCAAGGCCAAGAUUCAGGACAAGGAAGGCAUUCCUCCUGAUCAACAGCGCUUGAUCUUUGCUGGCAAGCAGCUUGAAGAUGGUCGUACUCUUUCCGAUUACAACAUUCAGAAGGAGUCGACUCUCCACCUUGUUUUGCGUCUCCGUGGCGGUAUGCAGAUCUUCGUCAAGACCCUCACGGGUAAGACUAUCACCCUGGAGGUUGAGUCUUCCGACACGAUCGACAAUGUCAAGGCGAAGAUCCAGGACAAGGAAGGCAUCCCCCCUGACCAACAACGUCUCAUUUUCGCUGGCAAGCAGCUCGAGGAUGGUCGCACUCUGUCGGACUACAACAUCCAAAAGGAGUCGACCCUCCACCUUGUCCUUCGUCUCCGUGGUGGUAUGCAGAUCUUCGUCAAGACUUUGACGGGAAAGACCAUCACUCUGGAGGUCGAGUCGUCGGAUACCAUUGACAACGUCAAGGCUAAAAUCCAGGACAAGGAAGGGAUCCCACCUGACCAGCAGCGCUUGAUCUUUGCUGGCAAGCAGCUCGAGGAUGGCCGCACGCUCUCUGACUAUAACAUUCAGAAGGAGUCCACCCUUCACCUGGUCUUGCGUCUCCGUGGAGGCAACUAG